Westerdykella ornata is the source of this 939-nucleotide messenger RNA. Its product is annotated as RTA1-domain-containing protein. The transcript is spliced from 2 exons. Gene Ontology annotation, cellular component: fungal-type vacuole; plasma membrane. NCBI's taxonomy places the organism in Eukaryota, Fungi, Ascomycota, Dothideomycetes, Pleosporales, Sporormiaceae. The record is from RefSeq and is a predicted model, not a curated record. The coding region runs from base 1 to 939 and encodes 312 amino acids.
AUGACUGCGGGCGAAAGAGUACAGGUUCCGGAUUCCUGUAUAGAAGUCUCAGCGCUUUGCCCAGUCGAGGGCACACUAUAUGGCUAUGCUCCCAGCAUCGGUGCCAAUGCCACCUUCGCGGCCAUCUUCUUCAUCUGCCUGAUCAUUCACCUCAUACUUGGAAUCCGAUACAAGACAUGGACCUUCAUGAUCGCACUAGGAUUCGGAUGUCUGGGUGAAGGGAUUGGUUAUAUCGGCCGCAUUCUCCUGUGGAACAACCCCUACGACGAACUCGGAUUCCAGAUCCAAAUCUGCUGCCUGAUCAUCUCCCCUGCCUUCAUCGCUGCCGGCGUCUACUUGACCUUGAAGCACAUCGUUAUCAACUUCGGCGAGCGCUGGUCCAGACUCCGACCGAGCUGGUAUACCCGGUUCUUCAUCGGCGGGGAUAUCCUCUCGCUCGUCCUGCAGGGCGCCGGUGGAGGUAUCGCAGCGACGGCCGAACGCGGUAGCACCAUGUUGGAUGUCGGGACGAACCUCAUGAUUGCUGGCGUGAUCUGGCAGGUCGUCUGCUUGGGCCUCUUCGGAUACUUCCUCGCCGAGUACACAUUCCGUACGCACCGCCACCGCGACGAAUUGACUCCCGAGUCCAUGACCCUGUUCCACUCGAAGAAGUUCCGCCUCUUUGUCGGCGCCACCAUGACGGCCUAUGUCACAAUCCUCGCUCGCUGCAUUUACCGGAUACCGGAACUUACGGGCGGGUGGGGGAAUCCCUUGAUGAGGGCAGAGGUGGAGUUCAUCGUUCUGGAGGGGUUGAUGAUUGUCAUUUCGGUUCUCGUUCUUACGGUGUUCCACCCUGGGUACUGUUUCCCUGCGUUGGCGAAUACGAUUGGAAAGUCACGGAGGCAGAAGAGCAGGACAAGCUCCGACCUCGAUAUAGACAAGAUGCACAUUAUCUAUUAA